This is a messenger RNA of Oxyura jamaicensis (ruddy duck), 2041 nucleotides long. It is a transcript of the gene HINFP, whose product is annotated as histone H4 transcription factor. The record is from RefSeq and is a predicted model, not a curated record. Gene Ontology annotation, molecular function: RNA polymerase II cis-regulatory region sequence-specific DNA binding; DNA-binding transcription factor activity, RNA polymerase II-specific. The transcript has 9 exons. Gene Ontology annotation, biological process: regulation of transcription by RNA polymerase II; anatomical structure development. Bases 42 to 1670 code for a protein of 542 amino acids. Lineage: Eukaryota; Metazoa; Chordata; Aves; Anseriformes; Anatidae.
UCAGGGCGCGGUCCGACGGGGCCGGGCCGGGGCUGGCCGCCAUGGCGCCCGUGAGGGAAGCGGCGGUGGUGCUGCGCUGCGAGUGGGCCGCCUGCUCCUACGCCGCCGCCGCCAUGGAGGAGUUCUGCGGGCAUGUGGCACAGCACCUGCGGCACCACCUGCCCGGGGAGCGGCGCGACGAGGUGGACCCGCUGGAGGAGUACACGUGCCUGUGGCAGGAGUGCGGCUUCUGCUCCCCCGAGAGCCCGGCCGACCUGGUCCGCCACGUCUACUUCCACUGCUACCACACCAAGCUGAAGCAGCGGGGGCUGCGCGCCCUGCGGGCCCAGCCGGACAUCAGCCGCUGCCAGCUGGACUUCCAGAGCCGCAACAUCAUCCCCGAGAUCCAGGAGAACUUCCUCUGCCUGUGGGAGUACUGCGAGAGGUCGUUCGAUAAUCCCGAGUGGUUCUAUCGGCACGUGGAGGAUCACAGCUUCUGCUCAGAGUACAAGGCAGCUGGGAAGGAGAACCGCGUGGUGCUCUGCGGCUGGAAAGACUGCGACUGCUCGUUCAAAGGGCGCUGCAAGCUGCGGGAGCACCUGCGCAGCCACACGCAGGAGAAGGUGGUGGCGUGCCCCACCUGCGGCGGGAUGUUCGCCAACAACACCAAGUUCUUCGACCACAUCCGCCGCCAGACUGCGCUGGACCAGCAGAGGUUUCAGUGCUCUCACUGCUCCAAGAGGUUCGCCACAGAGAGGCUGCUCCGCGACCACAUGAGGAACCACGUGAACCAUUACAAGUGCCCGCUGUGCGACAUGACCUGCCCGCUGCCCUCCUCCCUGCGCAAUCACAUCCGUUUCCGGCACAGCGAGGAGCGGCCGUUCAAGUGCGACUACUGCGACUACAGCUGCAAGAGUCUCAUCGACUUGAGGAAGCACCUGGACACGCACAGCAAGGAGCCAGCCUACCGCUGCGAGUUCGAGGCCUGCAGCUUCACCGCGCGCACCGUCUGCUCCAUCAAGCUGCACUACCGCAAGGUCCACGAGGGUGACUCGGAGCCCCGCUACAAGUGUCACGUCUGCGACAAGUGCUUCACUCGUGGGAACAACCUCACCGUGCACCUCAGGAAGAAACACCAGUUCAAGUGGCCCUCGGGGCAUCCUCGCUUCAGGUACAAGGAACACGAGGACGGCUACAUGAGGCUGCAGCUGGUGCGCUACGAGAGCGUGGAGCUGACGGAGCAGCUGCUGAAGGACAGGGAGAAGCGGGGGGAGGCGCUGGAUGGCUCCCCCGACUGCGUGGUGCUGUCCGAAGGCGAGGGCAACCUGCAGGGCAUCAUCCUGGAGGCCCCCACGGAGCCUUCCCCGGCGGAGAACCGUGUGUGUGAGGCGGCCCCGCUGCACGCUGCAGCCUGCUCUGCUGCCAGCCCCGAGGCAGCACGGCCUGGCGCCUUCCCGGGAGCUGCUCUGUCCUCAAAGCAGGAGCUCAGCACCCCGGCCAACCCCAUCAUCCGCGUGGUGAACCGGACCAACGAGCACGGGGAGACCGAGACCGUGUAUUGUGUCGUGGCCAGCACGGCCGCCGAGGAGCGGGCGGCGGCGGCACCCGGCAGGCUGCCCCUGGAGCUGGAGGAGAACGUCAUGGACCGCCUGCAGAAGACGGCCGAGGAGCUGGGCAUCCAGAUCGUGUGAGGAGCUCGCCUGCGUCUGGAAGUCCUGGGCCUCCGUGGGAGCUGGGGGCAGUUGGGAAGUGCCGGGGGGGGGAAGGCUGAAGGUGUCUUCUCCCACGUGCAGCUGGAUGGAUUCCCACCCACCUGGGUAGCGUGGCAGAGGAGGAGGAUUGGUCUCUCCUGGCUGUGGCUCACAAAAAUUAGCUGGGAAGAGCUGUCUCUUUGUUUUGGGGACCUCCCCCACCUCCAGCUUUGGCCUUAGCCUGCCGCAGGUUCGCUCGCUGGUGCCGUGGGCCCAGCGCAGCCCAGUUGUGGGCCCGUGCUGAGCCCGGUCCUCAGCCCGGUUCUCCCUGUGCCGGUGAUGUGCAGCAGAAUCUCGUACCUGGGGGGCCG